Molecule: messenger RNA, 372 nt
Organism: Adineta ricciae
Lineage: Eukaryota; Metazoa; Rotifera; Eurotatoria; Adinetida; Adinetidae
Source: the annotation of a GenBank genome assembly
AUGGACCCGCUCUUAAUGCAAGAUGCUCUACCAGAUAUUGAUCGUAUAAUGAAAAUUGCAAAAGAUGAAGGCGUGGAUGAAAAAGACAAAGCCACACGACUCAAUGAGAUUUUCUCUGCUCGCAAUAUACGUUUGAAACGAAUGAAAAACUCUCAUGGUGCUUUAUCACCUGCAGCUACAGAUGGUUAUGCUAAAUGUCCGGAUAUGACCGAAAUGAGAAUACUGUUUCAAUUACAAUCAGAAACUAAUUCAGACAGCUGUUCUACAGACACAACAUCUAAUUUAUCAUCGGAUGUUAACUAUGAUUUAAUAGAAGAUGUAAUGAUCAGUGCGAUCAAACAGCACGUAUGGUGCAAAAAUGGCAAGAAAUAA